This is a messenger RNA of Aureobasidium vineae, 1887 nucleotides long. The record is from the annotation of a GenBank genome assembly. NCBI's taxonomy places the organism in Eukaryota, Fungi, Ascomycota, Dothideomycetes, Dothideales, Saccotheciaceae.
AUGCUUUCUACCGCACUCAAACUUCUUUCUGUUGCAUUGUUGAGCUCGCGCGCAGCUGCUCAGACCGUCGAACCCUUUGUACUGGAUGGCCGACUUGACAGUGCAGUUGCCAGCGACGGCACCUACAAUUCUGGCGGUACUAUCUCUGUCAAUGGAUACUCAGUCACGAUCCCGCAGAACCUCCAAGUGCAAUUCCCUGCUGCCUUUGCACCCUUUGGAGAGUUCGCAAGCGCGAACAGCUAUGUCGGUCAUGAGAUCUCUUCCGGUACGGUCGAAAGCAUCAACUUUGCCGCUGGCACAAUGAAGAUCAAGGGUGGUCCGACCAUUGCAAUCAACGACCCAAACGCGAUCUACUCUGUGGGAUACACCAAGUCUCUUCACUACACCGCAGACGACGAGAAUCCUUCCAUCACAGCAUUCAGCGGCUUCCCGAUGUGUAUCCCGAGGUCUUCUUCCGAUCCACUUUGUCCCUCGAGCAACCGACCAGCAGGACAAAACACNCUUGUAAGACAGCUUCGCUUGACUAUAGGCUGGAACAUCUUGUGCUCACACUACCACAGCAAAGCAUCUGACCCCUUGAAAAUGGCCCCUUUCCAAGUAGGAGAUUACCUCGAAUACUCUGGCAUCAAUGAUGGUGGCACUAUCGUUUGUUACACAAUUGUUGCUCCCAACGUACAGAUCACCACUUCAGGUGCUCCCACUUACAUUCGAGUCGAAGACGCUAUCGUUGGAAUCUUCGAUGGUGGAACCACUUCUGAGUUUGGUGACUCUAGGGUGACANNGUUCAUUGGUUACACCUCAGACCCCACUGCUGGCAUCACAGUUUCCGCCAUCGAUGUCGAUCCUUGUACUGGUGAAGAGACAGAACGAAGUGUUGGCGCUGCCUCUUACAAGGCAGGCGACGUGAGGAACAAGUGGACCUGGAGAGCUGCUACCACCACAACAUCCAAGUAUACUCGCGAAUACGUCAUUCGCGCUUCUACUGGCGAGAAGUUGACCGACAACAAGAUCAAUGCCGGCCGCUAUGUCCAACCUGUUUUGGAGUUUCUCUUUCCCGAGGCAAACGUACCUGGCAUUGUUCCGCCCGUCAAUGACUUUAGCAACUUUCCUUUCCUCGCACAAGGUCUGGGAUACGACAGUAACGGCAAUCUGUUUGGUCAGCUCAGUCCCUGGCCAGGUGCCAAUGCUCCUGCUACAAAGAGCUGUGCUCCUUACUCCCCUCCCGCUGCCAGCUCCUCUGCUGCCGCUUCUGGUACAGCAUCAACUCCGACUGAUCCUUCUGCUUCCGCUACAUCGACUCCCAGUGGCUCUGGUUCAGCUACAGCAAGCACUCCCACCGUGGCUGUCGGUGAUACCCAAUCGACUCGUCCUGGAGUUGUGGUUAAGCUAGGUUUCAACGUUACCAACAAGGCCGACUUUGGCGCCAACGACCUCACAUACUCUUGGUCUCAAGUCAGUGGACCUACUGUCACUCUGUCAAGUAACAGUGCUGCAAACCCAUCUCUCACUGCUCCCUCUGGGACAGCAAAGGCCACCUAUGUCUUUAACAUCAAAGCCAGUAGUACUGCAGCAGGCACAAGUGGCAAUGCCAAUGUCACCGUCAUCAGCGAUCCUGCCAUCAAGGAUGUCGUGACCAUUGACAGUUACACAUGGAACUCUUCAGGAGGUGGUAGUCUCUCAGUCACUGCCUACACCAACAUCGUAGGCUAUGAUGCACAUUUGAAAUUGUAUUUGACGAAUACAGCGACUGGAACGGCGACUGCGUUGACACUGGGGAAAGAUGGCAAGUACAGUGUCAAUUUGGCCAAGACCAAGAAGCCGGCAAACGGCAUCACCGUUGUCAGUGAUGGAGGUGGUAGCAAGAGUGUGACUGCAGUGACUGCAUAG